Psylliodes chrysocephalus is the source of this 597-nucleotide messenger RNA. Lineage: Eukaryota; Metazoa; Arthropoda; Insecta; Coleoptera; Chrysomelidae. The record is from the annotation of a GenBank genome assembly.
AUGGGAGAUUCAAAAAAAUACAUUAUACUAAAUCCGAGGACACAGGCAAAGCUUGAAUUGGGAAGUUCUCAAUUGCAACGAAUAUACACGGAGCAACCCUCUACAAGUACUGCCACGACAGAGCCACAACCUUCUACAAGUACUGCUACGACAGAGUCACAACUAUUUACCUGUAUAACUAAUACCCCAAUUGUACAAACUGCUAUUUGGUCUCACAACCAAACCCUAAAAUUAAUAGAUUACAAAAUUAAUAGGAAACGAGUAGGGACGCUAGAAGUACGAAAUUUAAAAAAGAUGUGGGAAGUUAUAUGUGUAGAGAUUAAUAAGACAUAUAAAUAUAUCAAAAAAGAAAAAGAACUAUUCCUCAUGAUAAGAAAUCAUCAGAGGAUAUGCAAAAAUUUAAAAAAAAAAUAUUAUAAUGAAAUAGUAAACACAGAAAAGGAAAAAUUGGCAUUUAAAAAAGAAAAAUUGAAAAAAAAGAUGGAAGUGGAAAAUAAAAAAUUAUUAGCUAAACAAGAAGAAGUGGCUGCGUAUAAAGAAAGAACCGAUGUUUUAAAACUUUUUGUACAAAACAAUAUUAGUAUUCCAAAUGUGUAG